Molecule: messenger RNA, 1440 nt
Organism: Cuscuta campestris
Lineage: Eukaryota; Viridiplantae; Streptophyta; Magnoliopsida; Solanales; Convolvulaceae
Source: the annotation of a GenBank genome assembly
UCAUACACACACUCCGCUGGAGAAUUAAAAACUUACAAAAAUAAAUAAAAACAGCCGUCAAUACCAUGUGCGACAUGAGUUUUGUGUUCCCCGGAAAAAUUGUUGAUUCCUGAAAUUAUUUGGGCGGCGUUUUCGUUAUUAAAUCUGUGUUUUUUUUAAAAAAAAAAAAAUAUUUCUUGGGAGAAUUGUUUGGAGAAUUGUCACUUGGAUUGGAGUUGUCAUGGAUCCAACCCGAUUUCAGCAGCAGCAGAUGGCUCCCGGCUUGAGCCGCUAUGGGUCCGCUCCGAGUUCCUACUUUUCAACCCUCUUCAAUACUGCGACUGCAAGUGAUGAUUUUGAUCGGCAAGCUUUUGGAAAGUUCAUAGCCAGUCUAGAUUCCCAAGACUUGAAUUCCGACAAGUUUUCGGAGAAUCAGCCAAUCCAGACGAGCAAUUCGAACACGAAACAAGAACCCGAUGCAUAUGAGCAGCCGCAGAUGGAAUUGCACAAGGGAAAAUUCUCAGGACAAGCUCGGGAGAGUCGUACUUCUGGGGCUACCACUUCUGCUGCUGCCAUGGAUGAUGAUUCUUAUGGGUUGAUGAAUUCGUCGAAUCUGGAUGGUUUUAGCCAUGUGAAGAUAAAUACCGGCCUAUCGAAUUCGAAUCUCACACGUUUUAAUACUUCUCCUGCUGGGUUCUUUGCUCAAAUGGAUAUUCAAAAUGAAUAUGGUGGGACAAGAAGCAUGGGGAGUUACGAUGCUAGAGCCAAUCCUACUGCAGAAACAGCUCCAAUGGCCUCUAUAUCCGAAACUGGAGACGGCAGAGUGGUGAAGGAAGAAACCUGUCCAGGAAAUGAUCAUGAAAAUUACGACUCAACUUUCUCCAUGCCAUCUUGGGAUGACUCAGAUAUUUUGUCUGAUUAUUUCUUAACUUCAUCAGAAGAAAACCCACUUUCAAAUUCAAAUGCAUCAGAUAUUCAGAGUGAGGAGAAAAGUCGCCCUUCUGGCCUGCUGUCUCAUCACUUGAGUUUGCCCAAAAGUUCUGCACAACUAUCUGCCGUGACGCAGGACUCUGUUCCAUGUAAAGUCAGAGCAAAGAGGGGCUGUGCAACUCAUCCACGUAGUAUAGCCGAGAGGGUAAGAAGAACACGUAUAAGCGAGAGAAUGCGAAAGCUGCAAGAGCUCGUUCCAAACAUGGACAAGCAAACAAACACCGCGGAUAUGUUGGACUUUGCAGUUGACUACAUCAAAGAUUUAGAGUCGAAAGUCAAGGUGUUAUCGGAACACCGAGCGAAAUGUAAAUGUUCAAGUAAAUAGAAAGCCACAUGAAUAGAGAGGACCAGGAAUGGAAAGAGAGGCUUGCCAUAAGGUCCCAAGCAUAUUUUUCUAGUACAUGCGUUUGUAUGUAAAAAGUUUGUUCAAACAAGUGCUGAUAAAUUGGAUAAUGAAAUAAUACGAGUCUA